This is a messenger RNA of Lactuca sativa (garden lettuce), 1732 nucleotides long. RefSeq names its product F-box/LRR-repeat protein 13. NCBI's taxonomy places the organism in Eukaryota, Viridiplantae, Streptophyta, Magnoliopsida, Asterales, Asteraceae. Gene Ontology annotation, molecular function: protein binding. The record is from RefSeq and is a predicted model, not a curated record.
UGUUAAACCUGGACCAGCGCCCAACUCCCUAUUUUGGAGGCCCAUAAAAGAUAACUUCAUCAAUUUGGAAUCACCGAUCAAUCCGUUGAUUAGACGAUUACUAGACGAUUACUAGGAGAGUAGCAGGGAGUGAGGGACGAUUACGACGCAGAUACACCGAUCAAUCCGUUGGGAAACAAAUGUGAAUUCUGUACCAAAGGCAUGAAGAAAUCCAAGCAAGCAAAAGCAUCAGAACCUAACGAUGGGGUUGAUAUGUUCAGUAAACUGCCAGAUCAUAUUCUUAACUUGAUCCUUUCGGGUCUUCCAAGUACUGAAGAAGUAAUUCGAACCAGCAUCUUGUCGACACGAUGGAGAUACUUAUGGACUUCAGUUCCCUCUAUAGACAUAGAUUAUCUUCGAGGACUUACAUCCCAGAAGAAAUUCAAAAAAAGAAAAUUCAAAGAGUUUGUGUAUUCAGUUUUAUUAAAGAAUUCACUGGAUCUGGAUAGUUUUCGUUUAUGUUGUGCGAAUGACUACAGUAUGUCAACAGUAAGGCAGUGGAUUGAAGCUGCAGUUGGGAGAAAGGUCAAAGUAGUUGACUUGAUAUUUCGGCCUAGGGAGCAGUAUAAGGAUGCUCAUACCAUCCAUCCCGAUCAUUGGAUAAAUAGGUGGGACUUUGAGGAUAUCAAGCUUCCCCUUUCUCUAGUGAGUUGCGGUUCCUUGGAGGUAUUAAGGUUGUUUUUGUUCGGACGUGGUUUACGUUUGCCUAAGUUGACAGGGUUUCUGACACUCAGGGUUCUUGAGUUAAACGCUGUUGAGUUUGCAUGCGAGGAUGAAAAGUUAGAACUUUUUUUUAAAAGUCUCUCGUUGCUUGAGGAAUUGAGUUUGAUACACUGCUUGAUAGAUGAACAUGAUGUUGUUAGUAUUUCAUGCCCGAACCUCAAGAACCUGAGAAUUGUUAACCAGAAAAUGAUACGAUUUGAGCAAUGGGAUGGAGAAGAAGAAGAACUUGAGUCAAUGUGUCCUGAGGUUCGGAUUUGUUGCCCAAAACUGGUGUUUUUGGAGCUUAUAGGUCGUAUAGCUUUGAAUUUUUUCUUUGAAAGUCUAGAUUGCUUGAAGAAAGCUAUGAUUCAUGCCGAAAGUAUAAAUCCCGAAGGAUUAUCGUUGUCUAGAAUUUCUCAUGUGGAAUAUUUGUCGCUCAACCUUUACAUCGUUCUACGGUGCCUGUCACAAGUAGAUGUCUGGACAUCUCUACCUAAUCUCAAGACUUUGGAGCUAACAAUUGAUGACUAUGCCCCAGUUGCAUUGACAAAUGAGAUGCAAAUAUUUGAGCGGGAAUACUGGAAUCUAGAAAAAGCUGCAGCAAUGAAAAUCUUGGCUCGUAAGGUGAGAAAGGUGGAGUUUGUUGAAUUCGAUGGACUAGAGUGGGAACUAAAUGUAGCACGAUGCUUACUUGAGCAUGGGAAUGCACUGGAGGAAAUGGUUUUCAUUUGGGAUAACAAAGACAUGUACAUACAUGAGAAUUCAAUGGAGGCUAUGAAGAAAGUUUCAAAUUUUCACAAGGCUUCCUCAACUGUCAAACUGAUCAACUCUCCCAAGUCUUCCUAACUUGUUAAACUGUAAGCCGUAACUAAAUUUCAUUUUGUCUCAUGUGGAUGCCUUUUGGAUUUGGAGAUUUGUGGUACCCCGCUUCAUGUUGUUUCAUUUUCAAUUAUUAUUAGAAAAUAUGUGUGUGUUCUUUUCUGUAAUUAAA